Pseudozyma flocculosa PF-1 is the source of this 1092-nucleotide messenger RNA. RefSeq lists its product as uncharacterized. The record is from RefSeq and is a predicted model, not a curated record. Gene Ontology annotation, molecular function: oxidoreductase activity; zinc ion binding. The transcript has 8 exons. Bases 1 to 1092 code for a protein of 363 amino acids. NCBI's taxonomy places the organism in Eukaryota, Fungi, Basidiomycota, Ustilaginomycetes, Ustilaginales, Ustilaginaceae.
AUGACCAGGGACCCGCGCGAAACCAACCUGGCCGUAUCGGCCACCAACCGUGCCGCCAUCUAUGAAGAGCACGGCGGCCCCGAGGUCAUCCAGAUCAAGGACCUCGCCACUCCCAAGAAAGAGGACCUGCAGCCGGGCGAAGCUCUCGUCAGGACGCUCUUCACCGGCGUCUGCCACAGCGACCUGCACGCACUCAACGGAGACUGGCCCUUCCCGACCAAGCUGCCCCUCGUCGGCGGACACGAGGGUGCGGGCGUCGUCGUCGCCCUUGGACCAGGCGCCGAUGAAUGGGUCAAGAUCGGCGACCGUGUAGGCAUCAAGUGGGUGGCCAACACGUGCUUCAAGUGCGACUACUGCCUCGACGGGCACGACGCCAGCUGCGCAGAGUACAAGCCGAGCGGAUACGCCGUCGACGGCACCUUCCAGCAGUACACUCGCCACGCCGCACGCUACCUCACCCGCAUCCCCGACGGCAUCAGCCUCGAGGCGUCGUCGUCGAUCCUCUGCGCCGGCGUUACCAUCUACCGCGCGAUCAAAGAGGCCAACCUGCGCGCUGGACAGUGGAUCGUCAUUCCCGGUUCUGGCGGAGGGCUGGGCCAUCUGGGCGUCCAGUAUGCCCGGUACGCCGGAUACAGGGUGAUUGGCAUCGACACGGGAGAAGAGAAGCGCAAGCUCAGCCUCGACCUCGGCUGCGAGGCCUUCGUCGACUUCAAGACCUCGUCCAACGUCGCCGAGGAGAUCAAGGCCGUCACGGGCGGUCUGGGCGCCCAUGCCGCCGCCGUCGCUGCUGCCAGCGCAAAGGCCUACGAGCUGGCGCUGACCUAUAUCCGACCGCGCGGCACCCUCGUCAUCGUCGGCAUGCCCGUCGCCACGCUGCCCCUCGACAUUUUUAUGACCGUCGCCCUGGCCCACCGCAUCGUCGGCUCGGCCGUCGGCAGCCGCCGCGACGCAAACGAGGCCCUCGACAUCGCCGCCCAGGGCAAGGUCAGGGUCGUCUACCAGCUAAAAGGCCUCUCGGACCUCCCCGACGUCUUCCGCGACAUGAGCGAAGGCAAGAUUACCGGUCGCGUCGUCCUCGACCUCGACAAGUGA